This is a messenger RNA of Myxocyprinus asiaticus (Chinese sucker), 8787 nucleotides long. RefSeq names its product collagen alpha-6(VI) chain. Gene Ontology annotation, molecular function: serine-type endopeptidase inhibitor activity; extracellular matrix structural constituent conferring tensile strength. The transcript is spliced from 41 exons. NCBI's taxonomy places the organism in Eukaryota, Metazoa, Chordata, Actinopteri, Cypriniformes, Catostomidae. The record is from RefSeq and is a predicted model, not a curated record. Gene Ontology annotation, biological process: extracellular matrix organization. Bases 45 to 8171 code for a protein of 2708 amino acids.
UGGACUUGUCGCUUCUGUGCUGUGUAGCACAAAUAACUCCAAGGAUGGAGAAGGAACGGGGUUUACUUGGUUUCCUUGUUCUUUCAUUAUGUUUUCUUGUCACCAAUGGCCAAAAAUUUGUCUGCACACAGGAGGCAAUGGCUGACAUUGUAUUCCUGGUGGACAGCUCUGCCAGCAUUGGCCUGGAAAACUUCCAGAAAAUCCGUGAAUUCCUCUCCUCACUAGUACAGAACUUUGAAGUUGCUCCUGAUAAAGUCCAGAUCGGUCUGGUGCAGUACAGUAACACUCCACGUACUGAGUUUUUCCUCAAAACAUAUCAGAACAAAGAGGACAUUCUCAACAACAUCCAGAAGCUGCAUUAUAAAACUGGUGGGACAUACACAGGCAAGGGUUUGGAGUUCUUGCUGAAACAACACUUUGUUGAGGAGGCAGGAAGUCGAGCCCAGCACAGUGUUCCACAGAUUGCCAUUGUUAUCACAGAUGGUAAAUCUCAAGAUGAAGUUGAGGCACAUGCUCAGGAGCUGAAGCAAAGGGGAAUCAAAAUGUACGCCAUAGGAAUCAAAGACGCAGAUGAGACCUUACUGAGACAGAUUGCAAAUGAGCCGUAUGAUCAGCAUGUCUUCAGCGUAGAAGACUUCGCAGCUCUGCAGGGAAUCUCUCAGAGUAUUAUCCAUGAAAUAUGUACCAUUGUAGAGGAAGCACACAAAGAGGUCAUCUUGGCAACAAAAGGCUGCUAUGAAACUGCUCAGGCGGACAUUGUGCUCCUUGUCGACUCAUCUAGUAGCAUUGGAGACACAGACUUUGAAGAAGUGAGGGAGUUCCUUCAUGCAUUUGUGGACAGAUUUAACCUUAAAACGGGCAAGGUGAGAGUUGGACUUGCCCAGUUCAGUGACAAACCGUACCAAGAGUUCCUGCUGGGUGACUAUUCAGAUAAGCAAGACCUGCACCAGAAGUUGGAUAAUAUCAUCUACCGAUAUGGAGACCCCAACACUGGUCAGGCUCUGACUUUCAUACAUGAAAAAUACUUCAGUCUGGCCAGGACGACUGUCCCUCGUAUUGCCAUCAUCCUCACUGCUGGGGAAUCAAAUGAUGAUGUUGAGGAACCUGCACAGAAACUACGAAACCAGGGAGUUAAAAUCUUUACCAUUAGGAUCGGGAUGGGCAAUGUUGAAAAAUUGCGCACCAUUGCUAACAUCCCACAUGAGGAGUUCUUAUUUAGUAUUGACAGCUAUCAAGAUCUACUAGGUUUAAAAGAGAGUCUACGCAACAAAGUAUGCUUUACCAUGGAUGACCAAUUACUAGCUUUUGUUCCCAAAUUUGCUGAUCUCUUCAUACUGGUUGAUAGUUCAGCAUCUAGAUCAGAGGCACAAACGAUAAAGAAUUUUCUCUUAAAAUUGGUCAACCAGCUGAAGGUGGGAAAUAAUGCUAUUCGUGUUGGCCUGGCUCAGUUCAGCGAAAAUGUCAAGGAGGAAUUCCUCUUCAAUACCAAUAAGACCAAGACUGAGAUUCUGACUUCCAUUCGCACCCUCCAGUUCAGGCCUACAGGGCAGCGUAGAAUUGGCAAUGCAAUUGAACAUGCUCACACUCAUUUCUUCAACACUAAUGCGGGAAGCCGUAUCUCUGAAGGCUUUAAGCAGUUCCUGUUAGUCAUCGCAGCAGGAGCAUCUGCAGAUGGUGUCGUCCAAGCAGCCCGUACAAUCAAAAAUGAUGCAGUGACAGUCUUUGCGGUUGCCUUGGGAAAAGCUGAAGCAGAUGAGAUGGAUUACAUCUCUAGUCAACCACACAGCUACCAGUUAGUAGGUAACAUGGUGCAAGUGCAACAGAAAAUCAAGGCUGCCAUUGAAGCAACGGAAGACCUUACAGUCACAGCAGAGUGCAUGUUGGACGCGGUGGCUGAUAUUGUGUUCAUCGUUGAUCAGUCCAGCAGUAUCAGAUCCAAAAACUUCCAACUUGUGCGCAACUUCCUCGAGAACACCAUCAGAGGUCUUGACAUGGGCAAGGGAAAAAUAAAGGUAGCUGUUAUUCUCUACAGCGACAUCCCUCGAGCUGAUGUUUACUUGAACACCUUCAAUGAAAAGACCGAUAUCCUGCGCUACAUUAGGAGUAUGUCAUAUGGACGUGGUACAACACACACCGGAGCUGCUCUCAGGUUUGCCAAAGAGCAGGUUUUCACCAAAGCGAGAGGCAGCAGAAGAGAUGAACAUGUUCAGCAGAUAGCUGUUGUUAUCACUGAUGGAAAGUCCACAGACGAUGCAGCCAGUGCGGCAGCAGCAUUGCGGCGAUCUGGCGUCACUGUAUACGCGUUUGGUAUAAAAGACACCAAAUUGAAUGAUUUGAAAGAGAUUGCAUCCUACCCACACAAGAAAUUUGUGUUCAAUGUGGAACGCUUUGAUAAACUCAAUUCAUUUGCAAAGAUUUUAACCAAAAGACUGUGCAAUGAUAUUGCAUACAGCCCUAUACUUAGAAGCGGAUUCGGUGCAGUUCAACAAGGAUGCAAGCUAACGGAAGAAGCUGACAUCUACUUUCUGCUUGAUGAAUCUGGAAGUAUAUCCUAUAGUGACUUUGAUGAUAUGAAGAAGUUCAUUUCAGAGUUCCUUGAAGUGUUUGAGAUUGGGCCGAACAAUGUGCGCAUUGGUGUGGUGAAGUUUGCAAGCCAGGCAACUGUAGUUUUCCAGUUAAACACUUAUAGCACAAAAGAUGAUGUUAAAAAGGCUGUGGCGGACCUGAUUAUGUAUGGUGGUGGCACAAGGACCGAUCGAGGGUUGUACGAAAUGAUCCCAUUGUUCAAAGUAGCUGCAAACACACGUGGGGAGAAAGUCCGUGAGCUGCUGAUUGUAAUCACAGAUGGCAAGUCAGAAGCUGGAAGCACUUCAGUUGAUAUCCCUGCUGAAGAGUUGAGGAAACAGAAUGUCACUAUUUAUGCUAUUGGUGUGAAAUAUGCAUCUAUGCCAGAGCUGGAAUUGAUAUCGGGGAGCAAAAAAAGAACUUAUUUUGUCAAAAACUAUGAUUCCUUGAAGCACAUCAAGGGAGAAAUCCUUCAAGAAAUAUGUUCCUUUGAAGCUUGUGAUGGUCUUUUGGCGGAUGUUGUCUUCCUGAUCGAUGGCUCAGAAACUACUAAUGCUGAGGACUUUAACAAGACUAAGGAAUUGUUGGAGUUUAUGGUGGAUAAUUUCGCAAUUGGUCCAGACAAGGAGCGUGUUGCCGUUGUUCAGUACAGCAUCAAUUCAAAUGAGGAGUUUUCCUUAAAUGAAUUUGAUGAUAAAAAGAGAUUGCUUCAGGAAAUUAGAAAUCUCAGACAGAUAUAUGGGAAAACAUACACUGGAAAAGCUCUCACAGAAGUAUUGCAGUCUUUCAGUGUGAACAAGGGAGGACGCUCCAAAGCUUUCAAAUUCUUGAUAGUUCUUACAAAUGGAGAGAGUAAGGAUGAGGUAGAAUUGCCUGCUGAAGUUCUGAGAGAGAAUUCCAUCCACAUUUACUCCAUCGGUAUGGGGUAUUCGAACAGAUCUCAACUGCUUGCCAUUGCUGGAUCCCAUGAAAGGAUGUUUGUUGAUGAAAACUUUGAUUCCCUGCAUAGAUUAGGCAGUGAGGUCCUUCUCAAGAUCUGCAACACUGAAUGCAAGAGACCUGAGCUGAUGGAUGUAAUCUUUCUUGUGGAUGCCUCUGGUAGACCCAAUAAAGAUGCUUUCCAAGAAAUGAAAAGCUUAAUGAUAAAUUUGGUGAGCAAAUCUGAGGUCGGGCAAAAACGGGUGCGUUUUGGCACCAUCGUCUACUCCAAAAGCCCUCAUUCUGAGUUCACCCUAAACCAGUACUACAGUAAGACUGCCAUUCAAAAGGCUAUCUCAAACCUCAAGUGUUCAGGGGGAUCCAGAAACACGGCCCAGGCCCUGCAAUAUGCACUCUCUUACUUUAGCGUUGUGCAUGGCGGGCGACGGGCAAGGAACAUUCCUCAAGUGCUGUUUUUGAUUACAGAUGGUCUGGUUGAAGAUCCUGCUGGUCUUGCAAAAUGGCCUGAAUCUCUGGCAGCUUCAGAAAUCAACUUAUUUGCUAUUGGUACAGCAGGAGCCCAGGAAGACGAGCUAAGGACGAUAGCGGGAAGCAAAGGAAGGGUACUGUAUGUGGAUAACUACAAUGACCUAAAUGGACUUCAAAAAACGAUCACGAGAGAGCUCUGUAAUCUAACCAAACCAGUUUGUGAGAAAGAGGUGGCAGAUCUUGUUUUUUUAAUAGAUGGAUCAGAGUCCAUCAAGAAACCAAGUUGGGAAAUUGUCAGAAAAACAAUAUCCGGCAUUGUGAAUGAGCUUGAUAUUGUUCCAGACAAAUGGCGGGUUGGUGUAGCCCAGUUCAGCGAUAUCUUCAUCGACCACUUUAACCUGGACACAUACAGUAGUUUAGCAGAAGUGGACAAAGUUAUUCUGAACCUUACACAACGAAAACAGGGCACAAAUACUUGGGCAGCUUUGAAAUCUAUUAAAAAUUACUUUACACCUGAACGUGGAUCCAGAAUAGCUGAGGGAGUCGCGCAGAAUCUUUUGCUGAUUACAGAUGGAGAAGCCAAUGAUGAGAAGGACUUGAAUGCGCUGGCUGAUCUCCGAGCCAAGAAUAUUGAAAUAUAUGUUAUUGGGGUUGGCAGUGAAAUAAGGAAAUCUGAGCUGCUUGAAAUCGCUGGAUCUCCUGAUCGGUUCCUCAUAGAGACUUUCGAAAGCCUUAAACUAAAGACAACGAUAAAGAAAGUGAUAAGCCUUCUCUGCACCUCUGACUCAUCAAUAGAUCCAAGAGAUUGCAGUAUUGACAUAGGUAUUGGGUUUGACGUGUCCAGUCGAACAAGUGCACAACCUCUGUUGAGACCUCAGGUGGAACCAUUGGUUACUGCAGCUAUUCAUCGGAUCUCCAUGAUGGGGAAUCUAUGCUGUGUCAGUGUGGACAAAAUUGAAACUAGGAUUGGCUACAGGCUAGUUUCUGGACAGGAUGGGAGUGUUCAGGAUGAUUUUGAUUUUGAUAAGUACAACGAGGAUGUGCUCAGGAAAGUGAUGUCAUUGCGACCUGCGGUGCCCCUGGCCUUCAAUGUGUUUCUAUUAGAUUCCUUCCGGGAAAAGUUUGCAUCUUCAAAUGCCAAGGCGAAGGUGUUUAUUCUCUUCACUGAUGGGUUGGAUGAUCGCAUUGAGCGUCUAAUCUUGAGUUCAGAUAGGCUUAAGCAAAGUGGGGUCAGCGCACUGUUGAUUGUGUCUUUGGAGGGAAUAAUGGACGUUCAACAUCUGGAAUUUGGCAGAGGUGUCGACUAUAUACAGCCACUGUCCAUCAACAUGCUGAAUAUAGGCAACACUCUUAUGAAACAGAUUGAAACAGUGGCUCUGCGAGAAUGCUGUGACGUUUCUUGUUCAUGCACUGGUCUUCCUGGACCACGAGGACCCCCUGGACGCCUGGGUCAAAAGGGCUCCACAGGUCAGAAAGGCUAUCCUGGAUUUCCUGGAGAUGAGGGGAGUGUGGGUGAGCGAGGAUCUCCAGGGUUGAAUGGAACGCAGGGACUUAAUGGUUGCCCUGGAAACCGAGGAAUCAAGGGUCAGCGAGGCUACACAGGAAACAAAGGAGAAGAUGGGGAGGACGGGCUGGAUGGUGUUGAUGGAGAACAGGGUGAUGCUGGCCUUCAUGGGCUUCCAGGACCUAAAGGAGACCUGGGUGGCGCUGGUUUAAAAGGUUUGAAGGGGAAUACCGGACCUAAGGGACACGGCGGUGUGAGAGGAGAUCCUGGGUCACCAGGAAUAGACAACAGAAUUCCGGGUCCAAAGGGUGAGAGGGGAUAUGCUGGACUCCCGGGUGACGAGGGGCCUGUUGGACCCCAGGGAAAACCUGGAGAUGCCGGUGAUCCUGGUGCUCCUGGAAGAAAAGGCCCACCAGGACUCCCGGGUGGUGAUUCAGAUAGUAAAGGAGAUGCUGGACAGCCAGGCACUCCUGGUUACCCUGGACAAGUGGGAGCAGCUGGCCGAAACGGGCCCAAAGGAGAAAAAGGUGGUCCAGGUGUACCUGGAAUUCAGGGUCCAUUUGGCCAGUCUGGGGUUAAAGGGUCAAAAGGCAGUUCAGGACCCAGAGGACCAAGGGGUCUACCAGGUGACAUCGGAAUCAAAGGAGAGCUGGGGCCAGAGGGAAUCAAAGGGCCACCGGGACAAGAUGGAAGAGAUGGAUUUGGCCCUGUUGGUUACAAAGGAUACAAGGGAAAUCCUGGAUACAUUGGCUUUCCUGGUUUACAGGGUGAUGAUGGUGCCAAAGGUUCAAGUGGAAGUAAAGGAUAUAAAGGUUAUCAAGGAAGACCAGGGAAUACUGGUGGUCCAGGUAAUCCAGGUGUCCCAGGAGAAAGAGGGAUGGAUGGACACAGGGGCAAUAAAGGACCUCCUGGAACCAGUCCAAUAGCUGAAUGUGAACUGAUCCAGUACAUCCGAAAAAACUGUGCUUGCUGUGCAGGUAGCAGUGCCCAGUGUCCAGUUUACCCCACAGAGCUGGUGGUAGCCCUGGACAUGUCUGCUGGCGUAACUUCUCAGGUGUUCGAGCGGAUGCGUUCUGCUGUUCUUUCUCUAUUGGAGAACAUUUCUAUUGCUGAGACAAACUGUCCUUGGGGAGCUCGGGUGUCUGUGAUCUCCUACAGCAGUGAGUCCAAGUACCUCAUCCGCUUCUCAGACUACCAUCAGAAGAAGCCCCUGCUGGAAGCCGUGAAUAUGAUUCCUCUGGAGAGAACCACAAAGACCAGGGACAUUGGACAAGCCAUGAGAUUUGUGGCACGGAACGUCUUCAAACGGGUACGAGAGGGUAGGCUCAUGAGGAUGAUUGCUGUGUUCUUUACAAAUGGACCAUCGAGGGGUACAUCAAGCAUCACCACGGCCAUGUUGGAGUUCAAGGCGGCAGACAUUGGCCUCGGAGUGAUCGCUUUAAGUCCUGCUGAUGAAAUUCGCAGAGCAAUGCAGGUUGACGAUACAGGAAGCUACAUCAUUGUUGAUGGAGGAGGAGUCAAACGCAUUAAACAGUGUGUCAUUUGUUUUGAUCGUUGUAACCCAGACCCAACUUGUGGUGUAAUCCUGCAGCCAGAACCCCUGCAAAUGGAUUUGGACCUGUCUGUCCUACUUGAUGGGUCUGAUAAUCUGAACACUCAACAGUAUUUAGGAGUGAAGGAGCUUGUACUUUCUCUGUUGGAUGAGAUCGAUGUGAGCAAUGACCCUGUCAGAGCGGACGGCAAAACCAGGGUGGCCGUCUACCAGCAGAGUUCCACUUACUUCACCUCUUACAUCAACGAGGAGUUUAGCUUCACUAAAUUUAAGGAUCGUAAUGUGAUGAAGAGGCAUAUUGAUAACAUGGUGCAGCAAGUGGGCGGAACAUCCCAUCUUGAGUUCGCUUUGGAGUGGAUGGUUACUAAUGUUAUCAUUAACACACAAAGACCGCGCAAGAAACAGAUGCUUUUAACUGUUUUUGGUGAAGACUCUGAGCACUUGAACAAAGUUCAGCUUGAUUAUGUGUCUAAACUGUGUAAGUGCCAGAAUGUCAUUAUGUUUAUCAUCAUGGCGGGACAGAAAUUCAACUGGACCCAGUUGGAGGUGCUCACCAACUCUCCUCUGGAGCAGCGCCUGGUUUUUGUGGGUUCUGCCGUACAGAGAGAUCGAGAGUACGCCAAGCGUUUCAUUGAUGCCUUCCUGCAUAUGCUCAACAGAGAAAUCUUUCCACAGUCAAUGUCACCACCUCGUGAGUGUGCCGGUUUUGUUCCAAGGCCUGUUGAUUUUGCACAAUCCACCGAUAGAUUCGUCAUGCCCACCGUCCCCCCAACAGAUGGACCUCUGGAAGAAUAUGAAGAUGUUUAUGAUGUGCAAGACACAGAACCAUAUACAGAAACCAAUCAAAAUGAGAACACUGACCAUCGUACAGAAGCACACAUAGCGGAAAACUCUGAGCCUCCCAAGACUAAACAUGAAUCUGAAAAUCUUCCAAUGGAUGACCCCACAAUAGAUGAGGAUGUUUGCCAGCUUGACUAUGAUGCAGGAACCUGCUCCAACUUUUCAGUAAAAUGGUAUUUCAGCAUGUACAGUGGUGAAUGUGUGCAGUUCUGGUAUGGAGGCUGUGGAGGGAACAACAACCGUUUCAACACUCAAGACGACUGCGAGCUUCACUGUUUGAACACAAAAAAAAGCUCCUCCUAACAUGUCCAAACUGUGAUAUCCAAAGAAGAUCCAAUGAAUCUGCUUACCUACGCUUGCCAAUUUCCUAAUUCAAGAUUGUAUUCUCAGCCAUAGAGAGCAGCUGGUCAUUCUUGAGGUUUUAGCCAAAUUAAUUUGUACAGUUAAAGCUGAUGUGUGUACUGUUUGACAGUGUUAAAAUACUGUCUCAUAUCCUGGCUUAUUAUGCAGAGACAACAAUAAGUAAACCAUUUGUAGGUUAAUUUCUCUCAAACUGUAAACACUAUGGAGCUAUAAAGAUUCCUCUGUUUGUUUUAGUGGCCUGCCCAGCCUGACACAACAACAUCAGCUCAACGAAUGGCGUGUGUUGAGGGCGGGACUAUCUGUUUGUUUGAUCAACAGAAGAUGGGGGGCAUAUUCGAAUAAAGCAGUUUAAAGGAAGGUUUAUUUUUACAAUUCCAUUCAGCGGUGCAGAAAUUACACACUUCAGCUUUAAUUUUAAUGAAACUUUAGUUGUAAUCACAUUUUUAAUACUUGGAUUUCACUCCCUUGGGUUAGGUUGACAACAUGUUUUUGUUUUAUUGUUAAUACCCAUUUUCUUCAACUGCUAAAAGGAAUAAACAAACUAUGAAAAGAAGAA